This is a messenger RNA of Exaiptasia diaphana, 1283 nucleotides long. RefSeq names its product probable 39S ribosomal protein L45, mitochondrial. Bases 17 to 919 code for a protein of 300 amino acids. NCBI's taxonomy places the organism in Eukaryota, Metazoa, Cnidaria, Anthozoa, Actiniaria, Aiptasiidae. The transcript is spliced from 8 exons. The record is from RefSeq and is a predicted model, not a curated record. Gene Ontology annotation, cellular component: mitochondrion.
CAGUCAUUAGAAAAACAUGGCGGCUGUUUUGCAAAGAAGUUUGCGUUUCAGUUUGUGUCAAGGGACUCGACUACAGGUUGCUCCAAGAGUUGCCACACCAUUCCCUUUAGAUCCCUCCAAGAUAUUUGGAUCAAUAUGUGUCRUCCCUCAUAGAACCAAGAUCAGCAAAUCCUCUCCAUUCGGAAAGAGACCAAACCCAAGAGCUGCACAACGAGAAAACCUUAUUAAAAAGAAUCCAAACAURAAGGAUAUGGUUAGCAAAAAUAAACGUGGCCAGCCCCAAGUAAUUAUUGAUAGUGCAGGAACUGUUGUAAGCAAUUAUGUGCCACUACAUAAAAARGCAUUCCUUCUCACACCAUCUGGCUUAAAGCAAAGAUGGGAUGCUUUUAAAAAUGGGUUGUGGACUGUGUACAGCUUGGCAUUUGUAAAGAAGUAUUGCAAGYCUUUCAAACUCAGAGAAUUUGCUAAAGAAGCUCAAGAAAUUUAUAUUGAUGUAAACAAAGCCCUUAUGAGUAAAGACAAGAAGAAAUUGGAAGAAUUAGCCACUGGAUCUGUAUACCAUGCCCUUAAAAAGGAAUUUUUCCCAACKAACAAGCAGUUACACUGGAGGUUUGUUCAAGAACUGGAUAGGCCUCGKGUUGUCCAUGCAAGAGUUGUGCCAGUAGACAGUAAACAAAACUUGUUUGCUCAGCUAACAGUCAAAAUCAACUCAGAACAAGUCCUGGCUGUGAAAAACCAGUAUGGUCAUCAUUUAAAAGGUAGUGACAAGGUUGCGAAGAAGUUAACAGAUUAUAUCGUAUUAGAAAGACACCUUUCUAAUCAGUAUGGACGGUGGCGCAUCUGUGGCAAAGUAUUCCAGCCAUCACAAGAACCUCAAAGAGUUCAGGAGAUACAAGGUUCCACUCAACCAUCCACAUAACAAAAUUGAAAUCUUUUUUAUACUGUGAAAGGAAAUGCUGAAUUGACAUACAAGAUAUAGUAAUCAUGUCUUCCCUCCUUGACAUACUGGAAUCAGUUUCCUUGACAGUUACCCUAUUUUACGUCAACACAGUAUGACCAGUAAGCUUCUUGCAUUAACAGUAUUUAACCUUCCACGUCACAUAUGAACAUCAUUUAUGGAUAUCAGAAUAAUGAAAAGGCAUGGUCACCUUUCAAGAUGAUGGAGGCAACUAUGAAGGAGACUAUUAGAGCAAUAAUAUAUUGUGUGUUUUAAAAUUAUUUUGAAUCAAGAUCAUUUCCCAAACCUCUGUCUUAUUGCAAAAAUAAAAUGCUUUAAAACAAAA